Molecule: messenger RNA, 936 nt
Organism: Odobenus rosmarus divergens (Pacific walrus)
Lineage: Eukaryota; Metazoa; Chordata; Mammalia; Carnivora; Odobenidae
Gene: SPEM1
Product: spermatid maturation 1
Exons: 3
Coding region: 1-936 (311 amino acids)
Biological process (GO): sperm individualization; flagellated sperm motility
Cellular component (GO): cytoplasm
Source: RefSeq, a predicted model, not a curated record
AUGGCCAUGGCUGAGCGGCCACGGCCCGGGUGGGCCUCGUAUCACAGCUCCAACACCAACAGCUGUCAGGACCUGGGCAACUCCAUCCUAUUGCUCCUGGGCCUCAUCAUCUGCAUUAAUAUUAGCAUCAAUAUGGUGACGCUGCUCUGGCGCCGACUCCGUGGCUUCUUACACCAAGUGUUCCAUAUUGUUUAUGAGAAAGAAGCUUCUAAGUCAUCCUCACCGGGGAAGCAGCCCCAGCCUCCGAGGCAGAGCGCCCCUGCAGUCCACCUCCGAUGCACCAUGGACCCUGUGAAAAUGACCGUGACCCCCCCACCCACUCGCCGCCCCCGCCCCCGGGGCCCUUCAGGCCGCCGUGCCCACCGCCCAGUAGCCUGGGCCCCCGAAAUGGACGACGACGAGAAGCCCCCACACCAGCACCCGGCAGUCUGCUCCCACCACUGGGAUCAGCCGGCAGACUGGCAGGGCUUCCAGUCCAGCCAGAGGUUCUGGGCUCCCUGGCCCCAGGAUGCCGUGGAGCCCCCGCCCCAGACCAUUCGCUUCCAGCAGACCAUAGGAGGAAGGCCCCUCAAAGGGGAGAUGCGGUCAGAGCUGGGCCUCGAGGCCUACGUGUACCCGGUGAACCCCCCGCCCCCAGGCCCACAGGCCCUGAGCCACAAGAACAGCGGGGCGGGGGCCCAGGCCGAGCCGGAACGGUGUGCCCCCACCCCGCCAGCCCUGCCGCCCCUCCGGGGCCCGGCCAUUGUCCCUGACAUCCCCCGGCGCCACUCCUCGGGCCGCGUGGUCUACGACGCCCGAGACGUGAGGCGGCGGCUCCGGGAGCUGACCCGCGAGGUGGAGGCCCUGUCCCACUGUUACCCCCUGGGCUCCCCAUCCAGCAACGUGGCUGAGGGCAUGGGCAAGGACUGGGUAUACCGUUCUGUGGCAGAGAGGUGA